Archocentrus centrarchus (flier cichlid) is the source of this 2915-nucleotide messenger RNA. RefSeq names its product CD93 molecule (gene cd93). Gene Ontology annotation, molecular function: calcium ion binding. The record is from RefSeq and is a predicted model, not a curated record. The transcript has a single exon. The coding region runs from base 278 to 2011 and encodes 577 amino acids. NCBI's taxonomy places the organism in Eukaryota, Metazoa, Chordata, Actinopteri, Cichliformes, Cichlidae.
CCGGAGACAUCUGGAGAACCAGUCAAAACACCGCGGAGCCUGUCAUUGUUUUCUUCUUCAAAACGGAACUGGUCAGCAUGGGAGUAAGAAAGAGCUACGAACUGCUGCUAAACAUAAUUUCCGUCUUUAGUUUUCUAAACAGGAUACCGGAGCCUGAACGCUGCUUUGAGACCCGCUCCACUUGUUCUUUGGCUCCGAAUGGGCAACCACAUAUUGGACUCUUUUUACCCUUAAACUCCCGGGGAGCCUUUGGAUAUCAAACAUUUUGUUGCUCUUCAUGGCAGUUAUGUUGUGGUUUCUUCUCCUGCAGGUCAUCAACGGCUUCGAACAUUUAUCGGGGGCUAAACAUGAAACGCUGUGCACCUCUAACACCUGCUUCACCGCACAUAUGAAGAAGGUGGAUUUUUACAGGGCCAAAAGAGACUGUGAAAACAAUGGAGGAUAUUUGAUGUCAAUAAGAGACCGACAAGAGGAGGAUGUGCUGCACUCGCUUCUCUCAUCAAUAGAAGGUCAAAGCCGAGAGAGGGUGCUGAAAUUCUGGAUCGGAUUAAAACUGAGAAAAACUGAGUGUGUACUUGCCAAAAAGGCUCUCCGAGGGUUUAAGUGGGUAUCAGGAGAAAAGGAGUCCCACUACUCCAACUGGAAAGAAGAACCCACCCCCACAUGCUUAGCAGAGAGAUGUGUACACGUUAAUUACAACUUUUCAGGUGAGGAUCACCUGAAGUGGGUUGCUGCACCUUGCAGAAAACAUAAGGCUUUUUAUGCAUGCAUGUUUUAUUUUAAGGGGAUGUGCAAACCUUUGGCUCUGCUCGGGUCUGGAAAAAUAACUUACACACUACCUUUCUCAGAACACCCGCCAAGAAGUCAAAUGAAGGCAUUUCCACACGGAACAUUAGCUGAAAUUGAAUGUGGUGAUCCGCAGUAUCACUUCUCUGUGUGCAAACUUGAUGGCCAUGACUACAGGUGGACCAACCUGGGCCCCUUUUGCAAAACAGGAAAGCGAAGUUGUGAAAUCAGCCACGGUGGGUGUGAACAUUUGUGCCAUCAGGAUGCAGAUGAAGUUCGAUGCUCUUGCAGAGAAGGUUAUGAACUGGAAAAGGACGGACUCAGCUGCAGGAUAAAAGACCUGUGCGGUCCUGACACCUGCGAGCAUCAGUGUGUGAUGAGCGAGUCGGGGUAUUUCUGCAAAUGUCCAGAAGGCUUCGAGCUACAUGAAAACCAGCACAACUGCACUGACAUUAACGAGUGCCAAUCACAGGCCUGUAAGGACGGCAUCUGCAUAAACACUCAGGGCAGUUACACGUGUGCCUGUAAAAGCGGCUAUGAAAUGGUCGAUGGCGGAUGUAGGGAUGUGGAUGAGUGUGCACACAGAAAAUGUGAGCACAUCUGCUUGAACACCAUCGGCUCGUUCUCUUGUUAUUGCAAGGACGGCUUUACUUUAUCCGAGGAUGGUCAUUCCUGUGAAGACGUCAACGAAUGUGUGAAUAACAGCUGUUCAGCGGCCGAGUUCGAAUGUGUAAAUACUGUCGGAAGCUUCACGUGCACCCACCUGAGAAACUUCAACCCAGAGGACGACGGAACCACUCGUGCUCCACGCGUGACCUUUACACUGUCUACCUCAUCAGAUGACGCAGUUGAUGAGGAAACCCAAGAAAACUUCACAGAGUCUUUAACCAGAACUACAGUCGAGCUCCAGCACCAGUCCCCUCGAACAGAUUCGCCCAGUCCGGCCCUGGCGAACGCUACAAACGAGGAUCGGCUGAGCAACACGACCGCGACCACGAGUUUUGCCAAAACGAUCAAUUCCAAGGUGAUAAUCUGCGUACUCGGGUCGGUCAUUCCUCUUGUCGUGUUGGUCGCAGUGACUCUGUUUAUUGCAAUUUAUCGAUGCAGUCGCUCCAAAAAAGAAGUGAAGAAGAACGCCACCGCGGACGGCUACUGCUGGGUGUCCUCUGGGCUGGAUCCACGUUUAGAGAAACUGUAUGAGUCCAUUUUGACUGAUGACCCAUGACCUUUUAGUGGCAGAAAAGACUCACUGAAGAUUUAUUAUGUUUAUUUGUGCAAACUCUUGUGAUUACACUACAUAUGAUCAUGGAAGUGCACGAUCUGUGGGAGGUGCUGGAGUGGUAAAAGUCCUGUUAGGGAGGGGGUAUUGUAAAUAUCUUUAACUGAAAGAGACCUACCAGGAUAUAGUGUAAAUGUUAAGAUCAGAUACUUUUGUUUCUUUCUUUGAAACAAUAGAUGUGUUUGAGGAAUGUGUAUAUAAUCCUGUUAUUACCUCCUGGCCUGAAAACGUGUCUUCUUGAGGUGAAAACUGAGGAUGUUUAGUUUUUAUUAUUACCACAGAAAAUAAUCAUUAGAUCAUUUAAUUAAGUAAAAUCUGACCCGUGCCCCCAAUAAAACAAAAUGUACUUAAAACAUCAAAGUAAAAGUACUUAAGAGAGGCUUCUGUUGCUAUUGUUACUGAUGCAUUAAAAUGUUGGUGGUACUUUGUUGUCUGAGCUGGUUGAAGUAUAACUUAAUCUAAAAGUAUAAAGUACAGUAACAUGUAAAUACUCCAGAGCGUAUACCUCACAGCUGUUCUGAAGAACUUAAAGGUACUUUUUGAAAAAAUGUGUGUUUAAAGCUUCUGCAGUAAAACUCACAAAAGUGCUGGUUGGGGUGGCCAGUGUCACUCAAAUUUUAAGGGGAAAUGCUGCCACCUAGUGGUAACAUGUUUUACAAAAAGUACCUUUAAGUGAAUGCAUUUUAUUUCUGUCAGUGCCACGUUUUGUAUUUGUACACACCAGCAGAAGAGUCGUGUUGGUGUAAAUUCAUAUCUUCCAUAUCACAGUAUAAAAUCAUGUACAUCAUGUAAAAAUAGGAUCCUGACUUUUAACUAAAACUACUGUAAAUAAACUGUUUGCUUGAUUGUU